Messenger RNA from Prunus armeniaca (apricot), 240 nucleotides. NCBI's taxonomy places the organism in Eukaryota, Viridiplantae, Streptophyta, Magnoliopsida, Rosales, Rosaceae. The record is from the annotation of a GenBank genome assembly.
AUGAAUCCAGCAUACGCUGGAUAUCAAAACCCACGUAGAGACAUGGGUUUCGAAGACUACCUCUCGUCGUCUUCUUCGUUCGCUUCAUCUCCUCCGCAUUGUCUCCAGCGUCCUCUCCUCAUCGUCGUCUCUAAUGUCCUCUCCUCAACGUCGUCUCCCUCAGCCACUUCUGGUCUGUGGGUUGAUUCCUUUAUGCUGGAUGAUCUGCUUGGUAUUAGUAGAGCUCGUCUUGCUGGAUGA